Molecule: messenger RNA, 3377 nt
Organism: Harpia harpyja (harpy eagle)
Lineage: Eukaryota; Metazoa; Chordata; Aves; Accipitriformes; Accipitridae
Gene: SASS6
Product: SAS-6 centriolar assembly protein
Exons: 17
Coding region: 1-2151 (716 amino acids)
Biological process (GO): centriole replication
Cellular component (GO): centriole; centrosome
Source: RefSeq, a predicted model, not a curated record
AUGCUCUCCGCAAAAGCGCCUCCCAGGAGCCGGGGUCAUCUUGCAGAAGCGCUUCUUCCUCUCGACGAAGUAGGCACAUUGCCCUGGGACUGGAAACCCUCGCUCCGGCUCCGCCGCCGCCAUUUCCUUCCCAGGACCCCCUGCGGUCACCGCCUCGCCUCCAUCUUGAGGCUCCUCCUCCGCGGGAGCCGGGCGCCAAACUCGAAGCGCAAGAUGGCGGCGGAGAGUAUGUUCAACCGGCCGGUAUGCGUGCAAGUGAGGUGCCAGGGCUGCGAGGAGAGGAGAUUAAAUGUUCGGGUGAAUAUUGAGCUACUGUCAAUUUCUAAUCCUGUUCAUAAAAAGGAUUUAGCUGUUCGAUUGACUGAUGAUACUGAUCCUUUUUUCCUUUAUAAUCUUGUCAUAUCUGAGGAAGAUUUUCAAAGUUUAAAAUCCCAGCAAGGUCUCUUGGUAGACUUCUCUGCUUUCCCACAAAAAUUUAUAGACCUGCUUCAGCAAUGCAUUCAGGAACAGAACAAAGAUAUCCCAAGGUUUUUGCUGCAGUUAGUUUCUUCAGCAUCUGUUCUAGAUCACACACCCGUCUUUUUAAAUGUAGUGGAGACCAACCCAUUUAAACAUCUUACCCAUCUCUCUCUAAAAUUCCUACCAGGAAAUGAUGCAGAAAUAAAGAAGUUUUUAGCCAGCUGUUUGAAAUGCCUUAAGGAAGACAAAAUGAUGUUGGAAGAAAAGCUUAGAAAAACUGAAGAGGAUCUUACCAGACAACUGAGCUACACUCAACAGAGCUUGUCAGAGAAGAGCCGAGAACUAGACAAGCUGAAAAAUGAAUGGACGUCGUACACUACAGCUCUAACAAACAAACACACGCAGGAGCUGACAAAUGAAAAGGAAAGAGCUCUCCAGGCACAAGUUCAGUACCAACAACAGCACGAACAACAGAAAAAGGAGUUAGAAAAUUUGCAUCAGAAAAGUAUUCAACAGUUACAGAACAGACUCUCAGAACUCGAGGUCAUCAACAAAGAUCUAACAGAAAGGAGAUACAAAGGAGACUCCACAGUCAGAGAACUGAAAGCAAAGCUUUCUGGAAUAGAAGAUGAAUGUCAAAGAGCAAAGCAGGAGGUGCUGUCACUGCGUCGGGAGAACACUACUCUGGAUGCUGAAUGUCAUGAAAAAGAGAAACUCGUUAAUCAGCUACAGACACGGGUUGCUGUUCUGGAACAAGAGAUCAAAGAUAAAGAUCAGCUAGUUAUUAGAACAAAAGAAGUAUUAGAUGCGACACAAGAACAAAAGGCAAUACUGGAAGAGAAUACAGAGAAAAAACAAAGUCAUAUUGAAAAACUAGAGACAACAAUUAAGUCACUGUCAGCUGAACUUCUUAAGGCUAAUGAAAUUAUCAAGAAGUUACAAGGAGAUUUGAAAACUCUAAUGAGUAAAUUAAAAUUGAAAAAUACAGUAACAAUUCAACAGGAAAAACUAUUGGCAGAAAAAGAAGAGAGACUUCAAAAAGAGCAGAGAGAAUUGCAGGACAUGGGACAAUCUCUUCGAAUGAAAGAGCAGGAGGUUUGCAAGCUACAAGAACAGCUAGAAACUACAAUGCAAAAACUAGAAGAAAGUAAGCAGUUACUGAAAACCAAUGAAAAUGUAAUCACAUGGUUAAACAAACAGCUGAAUGAAAUUCAGAUGGCAAAGAAGCUAGAGACUUCUGCCAGUACACAUGGUGGUGUUAGGACUGCCAUUUCACCUCAUGGCAUGCUUGACCGACCGUCCUUUCCCAGCUCAGGAAUCAAUCAUCCCAUUUCUCCUCUGUAUGCCUUCCAGAACUUUCUGGAACCAGCACACAACAAAAAUGUCAAUUCACAAUGUCCAGUACCAAAGAUUCAGUUUAACACACAGCUUUCAAAAAUGAAUCAAUGUUCAGAUGUUCAGAUAGUGACUGCAACUAGUCAUCCAGCAAAUAAGGAGAACCUUUUUAUUUCUAGUGGUGAUAAUUUGGGGCUGGAAUCAAAGUAUUUCAAGAAAAAAGAUGACAGCAUUCCUUUACGAGGGCUUAGUCAAAAUACACUUAACUCAGAGUAUCUGAAACCGUACUUACCAACUAAAGCCCAACCGUCACCAAAAGCUGCAGUAACACCAGCCUCAGCUUAUUUUCCUGGAUAGUAGACAGGGUUCUUAAAAGAGGACUCUAACUAUUUGGGGAAUUUUUGGAUGUCCUGUAAUAAUGUAUUAGUAAAGUAUCAAUGUGAACUGACAUGAUUGUAUAAGUCUGAAUCUGUUUUCUUUGAGAAAGGUAUCUUGGGUGACUUUUCAGGAUACUUGAGCCUAAAGAAAAGAUAAAAGCUUUAAGCAGCCUCAGCAUUAGUGGGAACAAUGCUGUAGUAGUUCAGUCAGUCAUUCACUGGGGCUGUGCCAGACUUUUAGUGUAGUGGAGAUGCUGUAGUCUUCCUAAAAACCCACCAAAGUGCACUGAGUUUUUUAUUAUAGGAAUUGACAAGCAUGGCUCUAACAGAUGAAACGUACACUCUAGUAUUCCCUGAGAGAGAACAUUUCUCCAUGAAUAUACUUUUCUUGACUCCUUUCAGAGAAAGGAUGAUACAAAUAGAAAGCAUUGGAGAACUGGGCAAUGCUCUCAGUUUUAAUAAUGGUCAAGCUCAUAAAUUAGCAUGACUGCCUCACUAAAUCCUCCCAUGCAGUUUUAAUUUUAAAAACCUGCUUAAUUUUGGAUCCAGCUUAUUUGAAUUGCAUAUGGACUGACAAAUAAUCUAAUUAAUAUUAAAGAUGCUAAAUUAUUUCACUGAAAGUAUAAAAUUAUAAUUUAAAAUUCUUACUCUUGGUUACCCUAACUUUUCUAUUAAUCUGUCAGCAUUAUAUUCCACAGGCCUCCAUGCAUAAAACAUUGUUUAAGGUGAAGUAUCUGAGCAGUUAACUAUUGAAAGUAUCGUAACACCUAAAAGCUACUUUGAUUUUACUAAUCAUACUUUACAACUGUAAGACUGUACAGAAAUUUAAGAUACUCUUUAACACUCAAGUUUAGGUGGACUGAGUCUAUUCAGCUUGUUUAGUACAUGGGUUCAAAUGCUAGAAUCAUGUAACAGCUUCAUUCUGUGCCAUCUUUUAUUUGCUGUCCCAAUAAAGAACAGGCAUGCAAGUAUUUGUAACACAGACUUUUUUAAUUACUAUUUAUGUACUUUUGUUGUUGUUAAAGAUAUUUCGUACCUUUUACCUUAGUUGUUUAAGUGCAGUCAGAGGACUGUAUAUUUAAGUGGUUUGUUUUGCAGUGCAAAAUGUGUAUAUUUGUUUAUAAAUCAGCACCAUGUUAAUGUACAUUCACUUGUUUUGGCAUGUGUAAGUUUCAGUGGAAGUAUUAAAUGGUUUUUAUCAAAAAC